AUGAAUAAGGAGAAUGAUUCUAAAAAGAUCGACUUUGAAGAGGCUUUAAAUGAGACAGAUUUCGGCAAAUACAAUAUUUGCCUCUUAGCGACAUGUUGUCUGCUGAUUCUAUCAAUGUAUAUAGAUAUUUUUGGCUUUUCCAUUGUUCUACCUAUUGUGGCUUGCGAUAUGGCACUCUCUACCUCAGAGCAGGGGCUUUUAUCAGCAAUUCCUUUAAUUGGUGUCAUGGUAUCAUCCUAUGGCUGGGGUCUCUGUGCUGAUACAAUAGGUCGCCGGAAGACUUUACUUAUGGCCAUGCCAAUCAGUAUAGUUUGGAGCCUGGCAGCGAGUUUAGCACCUACAUUUACUUGGCUAGCAGUAUUGAAGUUCUUGUCUGCUGCUUUUUCGUCUUCCGCCAAUGCUGCAGCCUUUGUUCUGCUGGGAGAAUGCACUUCAUCGCGAUAUAGAAGCAAGUUUAUGUUUCUGAUGGCUAGCGCUACUAUGUACGUUCAGCUGAUUAUCAGUGUUGUGGCCCUACCAAUUCUUCAGCUCACAUUUAAUGUAGAUUUGCCGCUGAUAAAACUACAAUACCGACCCUGGAGGUUGCUCCUGCAACUGAUAACCUUGCCAGGGUUGCUUGGAACCAUUGGUAUUGUGUUUCUACAUGAAAGUCCUAAGUUCCUGCUCAGUAUUGGUAGAGAAAAAGACGCAAUAAAUAUUUUGAAAAUCAUGCAUGGCUGGAAUACGUCAUUGAAAAAAGAAUUCACAAUUUCAACAAUUCAACUCGAAGAAUCCACUAGUUUACAAACGAAUACAUCACUAGUUACAAAAAUUUGGAAUCAAACGGCGCCUUUGUUUAAACCACCACUCUUGAAGAAUUCUUUAAUACUUUAUUAUAUUUUACUCUGCGCUUACAUGACGUCCACUGGAUUCACAAUGUGGGUACCUACAAUGACUAACGCAUACUUUAAUGGAGAUGAUAACAGUGGAAAGACCUUCUGUGAAGUCGCAAGUACAGCUGCCAAGAACGAGACCACAGACUGUGAGAACACAAUACAAACCAUGACUCUUUACGCAGUCAUGUGCUAUUCGGGAUUAUCUGGGUCCCUGAAUUUAUGUUUGACCUUCUUGGUGGGUCCACUCGGUAAAAAAAGAACAAUAAUAUUGGUCUUUGUUAUUGCAAUUGUUGCGGGAUUGUUAAUACUAUUUGUGAAGCAUCCGAUAGCCAGUAUUGGAUUAUUUUUUGUAUUUCUGUAUGUUGCUUUGAUACUGGGCAAUGUAAAUACGUAUUUAGUAGAACUGAAUCCUACGCAUUUAAGAGGAAUGGCGACUUGUUUAUCAGUAGUAGUGGCACGAGGAUUUGGUUUCUUCAGUGUUCAGCUGAUAGCAACACUUUUAGCUGAACAAUGUACACCAAUGCUUGUAGGAUACAUCGUCCUCGUUAUAAGUGGACUGUUAGUGGCAACUUUAUUACCAAUAGAUACGGAACCGCGGUAG
This is a messenger RNA of Leptosia nina, 1476 nucleotides long. NCBI's taxonomy places the organism in Eukaryota, Metazoa, Arthropoda, Insecta, Lepidoptera, Pieridae. The record is from the annotation of a GenBank genome assembly.